This is a messenger RNA of Peromyscus maniculatus bairdii (prairie deer mouse), 1141 nucleotides long. The record is from RefSeq and is a predicted model, not a curated record. NCBI's taxonomy places the organism in Eukaryota, Metazoa, Chordata, Mammalia, Rodentia, Cricetidae.
UGGAAAUCAAAGUGCCUGGUUUAGGAAAACUAAGGGAAUACUGGGAAUGUUGUUUAGAUUAGCAUCCUUCAUAGUGGACAUUAAAUUGUCCCCUGCUGUUUGUGUGCAUAAAAGGCUAUGGACAGCUUCAAUGACAGUUUAGGAGGGAGUUUCAUUUUGGUGGGCUUCUCAGAUUGGCCUCAGCUGGAACUCUUUCUUUUUGUCUUUAUUUCAAUUUUCUACUCUCUAACUCUGUUUGGCAACACCACCAUCAUUGCUCUCUCCCAAAUGGACCUUCGAUUACACACUCCCAUGUACUUCUUCCUCUCACACCUCUCCUUCCUGGACCUCUGCUACACCACCAGCACUGUGCCCCAACUCCUCAUCAACCUUCAUGGACUUGACAGGACCAUCAGCUAUGGAGGAUGUGUGGCCCAGUUGCUCAUAUCUCUUGCUCUGGGCUCCACUGAGUGUGUGCUCCUGGUGGUGAUGGCCUUUGACCGCUAUGCUGCUGUGUGUCGUCCCCUGCACUACAUGACCAUCAUGCACCCCCUUCUCUGCCAGGCAUUGGCGAUUGCCUCAUGGGUAGGAGGCUUCUUGAACUCUCUGAUUCAGACAGGGCUCAUGAUGGCCAUGCCCCUCUGUGGACACCAACUGAAUCACUUCUUCUGUGAGAUGCCUGUUCUCCUGAAGUUGGCCUGUGAAGACACGGGAGGAACCGAGGUCAAGAUGUUUGUGGCCAGAGCCAUAAUCUUGGUUUUCCCUGCAGCACUCAUUCUUGGCUCCUAUGCACAGAUUGCCAGGGCAGUGCUAAAGAUCAAAUCAAUGGCUGGACGAAGAAAAGCUUUUGGGACCUGUGGGUCCCACCUCCUGGUGGUUUCUCUGUUUUAUGGCUCAGCCAUCUACACAUACUUACAGCCCAAGGGCAGCUAUUCUGAGAGUAACGGAAAGUUCGUUGCCCUUUUUUAUACUAUCAUCACCCCCAUGCUCAACCCUCUGAUUUAUACCCUGAGGAACAAGGAUGUGAAGGGGGCUCUGUGGAGGGUGCUAGGGAGAGGCACAGACUCAUGGUAGGGGAAGAAAAUAGGGUCACUACAACUUUCUUUGAUAGCUCUCAUAUCAUUAAGUUGAUCCUGUUCUGCUGACUAAGAAAUAUCCUUCA